AUGAGCACCCUGACGCAAACAGAGACAAUCGUGCUACAAACAAGAGCUUCCACCGAAGCCAUUCCAGCCGAAAAUGAAACAUCACAAGACUCAGGGCCCCCACAACCAAAAUGGAUGUAUGCCAAAAUCCUUAGCGCAGGCUUAUCAUUUUUCGUCGCGGGGGUCAACGACGGAAGUCUAGGAUCACUAAUUCCCUACGUGCUACGCACCUACAACAUCGACACAGACAUGGUAGCCGUCCUAUACGGCACAACCUUCUUCGGCUGGCUAGUCGCUGCCCUGACCAAUGGCAAAAUAAUCCAAAACCUAGACCUGGGCCCAAUCCUCAGCCUAGGCGCCGCCAUCCAAGUCCUAGCCCAAGUGCUGCGCGUCUGGGAACCCCCAUUCGCACUGUACGCGGUAACAUUCUUCUUCGCCAGCUUGGGUCAAGCCUAUAACGACACCCACGCCAAUACCUUCGUCUCGGCGCUGAACGGCGCGCAUAGAUGGCUCGGCUUUAUACAUGCUAUGUACAUGGCCGGGUGUCUUGUUGGCCCGUUUGUAGCAACGGGUGUGGCGUCGGCGAAUGCCGAUUCGAAGUGGUACCUGUUUUAUCUUUUCCCGCUUGGAGUUGGCGUGAUGAAUCUUGCGUUUGUGGGUGUUUCUUUCCGGGAUCGUAUGGCACUUCCGGCACGUUUGAGGAGGGAGAGUGGGGGUAGGGAUGGUUCGAAGUCUGCGCUCAAGGAAAUUAAGGAUACGCUUUCUACUCCUGGGGUUUGGCUGCUCAGCUUGUUUUUCUUUUUUUUCUUGGUGCUAGUAUUACGGCUGGAGGUUUGCUGGAUGGUCGAGUACCUUGUCAACGUCCGUAACGGCGACGUCAAAGACAUGGGUUAUGUCCCAGCCGGCUUCUACGGUGGCGCCUUUCUGGGACGUCUUAUCCUCGCCGAGCCUACGCAUAGACUUGGCGAGCGCCGAAUGAUCUUCAUUUAUGCUUUGUUGUGUGUUGUGUCCCAAAUAUCAUCACCGAGGCAGUGGCAGUCAGUCUAUUGGGAUUCUUCUCAGGUCCUUUCUUCGCAACAGCAAGGUAUAUCGGUCGGCUCAAAGAUCUUCUCACCGGAGAUCCGCUCUUCCGCAAUCGCGUUCGUCUUCGUACUGGGUCAAAUCGGCGGCUCGGUCUUUCCCGCUUUGACGGGCAUCAUUGCAGGAAAAGUUGGUGUUCAGGUCCUGCAGCCCAUGCUUGUUGGUUUGCUUGGCGCGGCUGGUGCGAGCUGGUUAAUCCUACCCAAGGCUACUGCCUUGCAUCAGGAUUGA
Penicillium vulpinum is the source of this 1290-nucleotide messenger RNA. Its product is annotated as putative MFS transporter. Gene Ontology annotation, cellular component: membrane. Lineage: Eukaryota; Fungi; Ascomycota; Eurotiomycetes; Eurotiales; Aspergillaceae. The record is from RefSeq and is a predicted model, not a curated record. Bases 1 to 1290 code for a protein of 429 amino acids. Gene Ontology annotation, molecular function: transmembrane transporter activity. Gene Ontology annotation, biological process: transmembrane transport. The transcript is spliced from 6 exons.